This is a messenger RNA of Galendromus occidentalis (western predatory mite), 1000 nucleotides long. Its product is annotated as mpv17-like protein 2. The record is from RefSeq and is a predicted model, not a curated record. Lineage: Eukaryota; Metazoa; Arthropoda; Arachnida; Mesostigmata; Phytoseiidae. The transcript is spliced from 5 exons. Gene Ontology annotation, cellular component: cytoplasm; mitochondrion; membrane. The coding region runs from base 250 to 870 and encodes 206 amino acids. Gene Ontology annotation, biological process: mitochondrial ribosome assembly.
AGCGCAUCAGGGUGAAAUUCGAAGAGAAAGCGGUGAGGAAGCGGAGGUUCGAAGGAUUCGAGGAACUGUCGUGCUACAAGGCUACUCAGGGAGCAGGUGAACGCCCGCAUAUGGACUUGGGAGCUUUCAACGCUUAUCUGGAGAGCCACGACCUCAAGUUCGCUUUUCGAGAGCUCUUCGACAUGGAAUCGAAGUGAAGUUUGUCCAAGCAAUUACGAACAAUCCGUUCGAAGCCCCAGCACAAGGAUCAUGAGACUAUUCCUCAUCGCCGUCGGCAAACAAGUCUCUGCGGUAACGCAGAAGCUGUUCGGGAAACAUCUUCUGAUAACCAACGCCGUCAUCUCGACCGGGAUGGGAAUCGCUGGAGACGGGGUGCAGCAGUAUUACGAAGUCUCCAGAGGAUACCAAGAGAGUUUCCAAAUGAAACGCUCCUCCCACAUGGCGGCUGCCGGCUUAACGACGGGUGUCGUGACUCAUUAUUGGUAUGCCUUGCUGGACCGUUGGUGGCAGGGUCGUUGCGUCAAAGUUAUCGCUCAGAAGGUCCUAUAUGACCAAAUUCUAUUCUCGCCUGUUUGCCUGACCGUCUACUUCGGGACUGUUGCUGCCCUCGAGGGCUCGAGCAUGGGUGAAUUCAAGGAGGAACUAGCGGACAAAGGCGGAACAGUUUAUGUUGUCGAAUGGCUCGUGUGGCCGAUCGCUCAAGCAUUCAACUUCUAUUACUUACCUUUAAGAUACCGUUUAGCUUUUGACACUGUUAUCUCUUUCGGGUUCGAUGUUUUCACGCCCUAUAUAAAGUACCGGGAUCAAAGAUGUUUGGGAGUUUCCGAGACGAACGAAAACCGGAGCCCCUCCGAUAUUCAUGGUAUCUAAUUCAUUGGAGCCUUCGAGUUGCCGUUCUUUGCCCCUCGGACUCAUGGGAGACAAUCCUGUCAGAUCGCUGAUCCAUCGAGAGGUCAGAAAGCGAGACCCAGAAUAAAUCAUCUUGUGUUUUUUCUUGAGA